ACCUAAAGACAAAUUACAAAUUAUCAAAUUACACUAGUAUAAUCAAUCGGAUUACGUUGAUUGAAGGAAUAAAUUCCGUUUGCUUGCUUUUCCCACUAGAGGGCUCAUUGCACUAGCCAAAAGAAACCGAGGUUUUCCCUUCCCAUAUUAUACUUCCAGUCAAGAAUAGUCGAUGACCUAUUUAAUCCAACGCGGACUCCGCCUUUUUUUCUUCCUUAUUCAAUACGUUAUAUAAUACAUGAUUGAGCGCCGUUUGCGGCUCGUCGUCCAAGUCUGUAGUCACUUGCUCACCCGACUGAAGUGAGAACUAGCUCUCGGCUGUGUGCAGUCUGCUCGAAACCCUUUAUUUCCAGUCUGCUCGAAACCCUUUAUUUCCAGUUAGGCGUUGAAGAGUCUGGUGGGUUGAAUAGUGGAGGAGAAGGUCAAGGAUGUGACGAGAAAAGAAAUCGCGCAAGAUAUCCGUUGGCCAUUUGAGCCAAAGCUUAUGCUUCUCUUUGACAAACACUAACGAGUUUGGCUCGUAACCCCUUCGUAGGACGCGGAUAAAGUGGGCGCAGCUUGACCUGUGGAUGCUAUCGAUGUCGAAAUCGAAAAGAUAAAUGUGGAUCAAAAAGAGGCCUCGUACUAAGAAGUCCGUUUUUCCUGAAUAUUAUUUACAAAUGAAAAGCCAUUUGGACGCAGCAUCUACGCAAAAUAAUAAUAAUCUUGCCAGAGAUUGCUUUUAGAUUUUUUCCCGCGGCAACUCCCUGAAUUCUACCUUGUUAUCUUUUCCCUUUGAAAACAUCCAGAGUGACACCUUGGUAUUUCUUCCCCCGUGGUCUAACAGGGAGAUGCCUCUGCAGUAUGUCAGGAGUCCGAAAGGUAGGGAUCAACUGCUUUAUAAAGGAUACUUGCAUAAGAAAGAGCGGGUGAUUGGGGGGAAGACGUUGUGGAAAUGUGCCGACUACCACAAAUACCAUUGCACAGGGAGGGCCCAUACCUGCUCUAACCAAGUUAUAAAAUACUCCUCACAUCUUCAUCCUCCCAUGAAUAAAGCAUCAAUAGAAGCCAAGCAAGUCAUGCCAGACAUGAAAGAAAUGGGGCCCUCUAGCCAAGAGCUGACUCACAAGUUGGCUGCAACAAAUGGUGAUGUGUUGCCAGGAGCAGUUGUCAGCAGGAAGCCUAGUGUACAAAAUGUGAAGCAGACAAUACAGCGCUUGAGGGCAUGUCUGAAUGCAGCCCGCCAGGUUGCGUCUGGCGUACAACCAUCUUCUACCGCUGCUGAACCAGUUUCUAAAGAUCCAUCCUCCUUGCCAUCUUUCAUGUCUCUAAACUUGGAUGAGCCUUCAGAUGGACACAUUGAUGGGAGUUUCAUCCACCAUAACAAGGUGCAGGCAUCCCACUCAACCUUGAUCCAAACCAGCCGGGAAGCUGGUCGGCAGAGGUUCUGCUUGGGUACCAUCCUGUCUGGAGAAGCUCCCCAGGAAGUCCUCACCCGGUUGUCUGAGGCAGCACAGCAGUGGUUGUGUCCUCACGAGCACAAUAAAGACCAGAUUGUGGAUAUGGUCGUCAUGGAACAGUUCCUGAGUGUGCUGCCCAUGGACAUGCAGAUGUGGGUGAGGACCAGGGAGCCCGGCGGCAGCAAGGAGGCAGCUCAGCUGGCCGAGACAUAUUUCAGGGAACUGGAACCAGCCAAGACAACUCAGGACCCAAUAACCUUUGAGGAUGUAUCUGUGCACUUCACUGAGGAAGAAUGGGCUCUUCUGGGCCACAGAGAAAAAAGCUUAUACUGGAAUGUCAUGCACCAGAAUUACGAUAAUGUGGCCUGGCUUGCAGAAGAUGGUACAGAUGGCAAGAGGGAGGAGGACAAGGAUGCUUGGCAGGGAACUCCUGGCCCUGUGGCUGAGUUGUCAGAACAGUCCAAAGAGGACAUUUCAUGGAGUUCAGAAGAAGACUUGAUCAGGGGGGGCUGCCCAGAGAAGCAGGGGGAAAGCUGCUCAGGAAAAGAAGGGGAAAACAUGGUCAUUUGUCAAAAUGAGUUGAGGAAACUACCCAGAGAUGGUGCGAUUAUGCUUGGACUGAAGACCCAAUGCAGAUGUGUUGAUUGUGAGAAAUGGGAUGAAUCUCCAACACUUAAUAGGCAGAAAAGUCCUGAUGAGGAAGAUCCUGAACCUAUGGUAACAUCUGUGGGGUUGCAUGGGAGAUUGGAGAAGAAGAAGAAACAGAAUCCUGAACAAAGCUUAAUCAGGGGGGACCAGAACAGUAUGGAGAGGCAGCAGUCAAAACACUCAGGGAAGGAAAAAGAGGAACCCAUUAUUUUUAGGAACGGUUUGAAGGACUCCGGUCAGAGUUCACAGUGCAGCUAUCCCAAUGGUGGGGACAAAGAUGAAUCAUUAACACAUGUCCAUCACCUGGAAAUCCACAACAGGGAAGGUUCUGAACAUAUGCUAUUAUCUGAGCAGUUUUCAGGAGUGUCUGAGGAGGGAAUUUCUCAGAGUUUUGAGCAAGACUUCCAGUUGAAUCCUAUGCACACUUACUCAGAAGUAAGCCCCACUGAGUUGACUUACUCAGAAGUAAGCCCCACCUCAGCCUUAAUCAGCAAGAACCAAAACAUUAUGGAGAGCCAGCAAGCCUGCAGCUCAGGGAAGCAAGAAGGGCAAGAUAAAUCACUGGGUUCUGGAACCAUUGGCUUGAGGGUGCUAAAAGAAGACGGGCUUCACCACAAUGCUCAGCCAGGACUAGAGACCCAACCUAUGGGCACCAAUUGUGGGGGUCAAGAUGAAUUUUCGAAAUACAUCAGUAGGCCAAAAAGCACCCUUGGGGAGGAUCUGUAUUCAUGUCCCAAGUGUGAAACACAGCUGGCCCAAAGGUCAGAUCUAGUCAUACAGUGUGGCUGUCCUCGUUCUGAGAAAAUCUCAGGUGGCCUUUCAGCUUUUAUAAAACAUAGAAAAAAUGACAAAAAAAGGAAUGCUUUUAAUAGGACAACCAUGCAGGGAAUCAAUUUGAGAGGGAAAUCUACAAAACGUUGGAAUCAGGAGAAUAGGUGCUGCAGACAAUGCAGCUUUUCUGAAUUAAGAAGGGGCCUAAGGAGACCCCAGUCACCCAGCUCCCUAAAAGCAUUGCAGCUGUCUGUGGGGAAAGAAACAAGGCCCUUGGGGGCUGGAUCUUCCUCUUCAAACCCCCAAGGACUGAAGCCUGAACAGAGGUUUUCCUGCCUUGCUCUUCUAGAGAAUACAGGUGCAAAGCCUAUAGUGGCACAAUUAAUGGCUGUGCUGCAACAAGUUGCUGUGGACACAGCAGAAAUCAAGUCUGCAGUCUCUAGCUUGCAUACCACAAUAACCAGCAUCUACAAUGCCCUAGGGAAUCUUUCUGGAUGUACAGAUGAGGCUGAACACAGGAUCUCUGAUCUUGAGGACACCUCCCGAAAUACCAAGGCCCAGCUUGUGCAGCACUGCAGUGAUAUUAAGGCAAUUGAAGCCAAACUGAUUGGGAAAGCAGUUCAAACCAAUGUGAUCGCAGGAUUAUGGUCCUCUCAGAAGAUCAAGAGAGAAGCAAGGCCCUGAAUCUGCCCUCCCAAUUCCUUAUAAGCAUCUGGUGCAUCCAGAGAUCUUUGCUUUGGUUCAGGGAAGGGUCAGAGGUGGGUAAGUCCAAAACAAGGAUUUUUAGGGGAUUGGCCGAGAUGCUGGUCAAGAUCCUGACUAAUGCUGCAUUUGCACCAGUACAUUGCACUAGCGCAAGACUGUUGCACUAGCUAGUUGUACUAAAUCUGGGGCUUGCAUUCCAGACUAGUGUGGUGCUAACACAGAUCUGUUUGCUUAACAAGGUGUGCAACCUGUGGCAUGCCUUGUGUGUUUUGCAGGGAUUUUUUUUUUUUAAAGAACCACAAUUUCAGAAAUCUGUCAGAUUUAGCACAGUGACAAAAUCUUCCACUAGCUCUACUUUGUUCUUUGCACAAGUGCAGCACAAGGAUGUUGGCUAGUGAGUUUAUAUGCACUCUCUGGCCAUAUUAGAAGUCCUUUGCUAACCUUUGAACCUGCACUUGUUUCAAUAAUCUAAACGAUAAACAAGAAAAGUGAAAUAUUCCUUAUUGUACUGAUGGCCACCAAAAUGGGGAUUUCCUCUUGGGACAAAACGAAUGAGAGCAGCCUAAUUUAAUCAUUGCAUUCAGAAAGGUCUGAAGCAAAUAGGAGUGCAGACUGGUCAGCCCAUUACUCAUCUCCUGCCAAGGAAGAUGUAAUAGGGGGAAAGGCCCCCGCUCAAGUUAUUGCAGUUUGAAAACCCCUGCAAUAUGCAUAUUAAAACUAAAGGGACCAAUUUUCCUCUCUUAGAUCCAUUUAUUUAAUUAUUUUGUUACAUUUCAGAGAGUCUGAUUUUUGGAUGGAAUUUCUUUAAAAGGCAACUUGAUGUUGAUGGAGAAAAGCCUCAAAUAUAAUAGGAAAAUAAUUAAUAGACAAAUACAGAGCAAAGAGAGUUCACUUGGUGUGAAUAUCCAUUUGGGGUAUUUCCACUGAAACCUGCUUUUUGCAUUUUAAAUAUUGGUGUAAUUUAUUUGUGCUGUUUUGAAAAUGACCCUCAUGAAAGAGUCAGUUAAUCUGAAACUCUUCAAAAUAUUUUAAAGUGUGCAUGGAAGAAGCUAUCCUAACAAAUACCUGAGCUUUUUCUGUAGCUUUCGGCAUUGCACCUACUAGUAUCAUAGAAGUUCCCAAUGCUUCUCUUGCCUGGUCAGGUUCUCUUCUUGGCUUUCAACCAAAAUUUGCUGUAAGGUGGAAUGUUAUCAUUUGUUUCUUUUUGACAAUUAAAGCUGCAGUCUUAAGCAUGUUUACUUCCAAGUAAACAUCCAUGGGAUUGGGCAGGGCAUCUUUAUUUCUUUUAGUUUUAAAUCAGUGUUAUUGUAUCCUUUGUGAUCAUGUUACAUAAAAUAUGCUUUUCUAGUCUCGUAUUACAGUGUACAUUUCAACGUGAAAUAAAAGGCAUCUGUCACUCUGAUAAUUCUAAAAUAAACAACCUCUCGAUUUCA
Molecule: messenger RNA, 4996 nt
Organism: Hemicordylus capensis (graceful crag lizard)
Lineage: Eukaryota; Metazoa; Chordata; Lepidosauria; Squamata; Cordylidae
Exons: 3
Coding region: 831-3542 (903 amino acids)
Biological process (GO): regulation of DNA-templated transcription
Source: RefSeq, a predicted model, not a curated record